AUGACCCCAUCAGAUAUUAAUGUCAAUCCCUGGACACACAUGUUCUAUAGCUUUGCUGGUAUUGACACGGGCGACUCGACCAUCGAGACCAUAUACGACUUGGACGAUAUAUACAUUGAACAAAUGAAUGACCUCAAAAAGAAGAAACCUUCCUUGAAGACGUUCAUUUCCGUUGGUGGCUGGGAUCUUGGAGGCGAACCAUUCUCAGACAUGGUUCGCUUUUCCGGGCUGCGCAAGUCAUUUAUUGAUUCCGUUAUAUCUUUCAUGGAUGACCGCGGCUUCGAUGGAAUUGAUAUUGACUGGGAAUACCCGGCUGCUACAGAUCGAGGUGGUCGUGAUGAGGACACGAAAAAUUUCGUGACAUUUAUGAAGGAGCUGAAGGAAGCUUGUGACGGGUCCUAUAGCAUCACUGCAACCUUGCCUACUUCUUACUGGUAUCUGAAAGGGUUUGAUGUAAGAGGACUGUCAAAAUAUGUCGACUACUUCAACUUCAUGGCAUACGAUAUCCACGGCACCUGGGAUGGAAAGACAAAGUGGACAGAGUCAGAUAUCAACCCCCAUACCAACCUCACUGAGAUCAAGGAUGGAUUGGAUCUCUUGUGGCGCAAUGAUGUCGAUCCUUCCAAGGUGCUGCUUGGUCUUGGAUACUAUGGGCGCUCGUUCACAUUGAAGGAUCCUAGCUGUGAUACACCAGGAUGUGCAUUCGACAAGACCGAAGACUCUGCAGGUGGUGGAAAAGCUGGUAAAUGCACGAACACAACUGGCAUUUUGACCGAUUACGAGAUCGAGCGGGUCAUCAAGCAGUAUAAUCCUGAUGUGACUUAUAACGAACAAGCUGCGGUCAACUGGAUGACUUGGGAUUCAAAUCAAUGGGUCUCAUUUGACAACGCGAAGACAUUGAAGCAAAAGGCCGACUUUGCUAAUGAGAAGUGCCUCGGGGGCCUUUUCGCAUGGUCCAUUGAAGAGGGUGGACCUGGCACCACGGCGAACCCCAAUGACCUUGACCCCAAAGAUACAUCCAUGACUGGCGCAAGUACAGAUGGAAGUGAUUCAGGCAGUGGUAACUUCUAUGUCGAUGGGGACGUCGCCAAACCAAAGGGUUCAAAUACUGCAACCGCUAUCGCCCCAGUCAAUCUGAUUGUGGCUCCAUCCUCAUUGUCUACACCAACCACUAUUUCAGUUGGACCUUUAGUGACACCCAUCGAAGUUGCCUGGACGACAACCAAGACCGUGACAGUCUCGAAUAAACCAACCGUCACAACUACCGUCACUCGCACCAUUCAAACAACCACAUUCUCGAUUCCUUCCAUCACUGCCAGCAGCAUUCCGUGGUGGAACUGGAAUAUCACCGGAACUGACGACACCUCAAGUUCCAAGACCCUCUUCCCUAGCUUCUCCCUGGAUUCGUUUACAUUCAGGAACACUCUGAGCUACCAGCAGACGCAGACGCAGAGUGGCAUCAAUGGCAGUUACGUGACUAUUACAGGCUCUGAGGACCGCACUUUCUUCCCUCCUCCUUGGCCCUGGUCUACAACUUCUUUGCCUGUCGAUGUUCCCACGCCAGUGAUCACAUGGACACAGGGCGGACCUCCAGCGCCUACCUGUACUUCAAACUGUGGCAGUGAGUGUAAAUCUUUCUGUGAUGCGCCUUGCUUGACGGAUUGCGAUGAUACAGUCUCGAACGACAACUGGAAGGACCCCGAAGACCCUGACCCACCAUCACACUCCCGAUGCAGCGGCCCAGACUGCAAGGGCGGAAAAUGUAUUGGGCCUCUUUGUGUUAAGAGAGGCUGCACCGGUACCGAUUGCGAUGAGUCUACUCAUACAUGUCUCGGAUCAGACUGCCAUGUCACCAGCUGCAUUGGUACUGAUUGCACCGAUUCAGGAGAAUGUGACGGCGACGACUGUGACACUACCGGAUGUGAAGGCGAUGACUGUAACGGAUCUGGACAGUGCACUGGCCCAGACUGUGUAUCUCUUGGCUGCAUCGGUGCCGACUGCGAUCCCCAGACUGGAGAAUGUACCGGGUCUGAUUGCAGCAAAGUUAGCUGCUCGGGUUCAAACUGCGAUGGGGGCAAAUGCACUGGCGAUGGAUGUGAGUCGGAAGACGAUGACUGCGACUCCAAGGAAGCAGAUACUUGCACAGAGUACAUUUCCUCUUCUAUGGUCUCCUCAGGUUACACUACGGAAACAUCCACCAUGUGUCAAACCAUCACCGCCUGUGAUGCCAAAUCCACCACUACAACAUCCACAAUCACCUCCAAUAGUACCGUGAAGGCUGCGUAUCGCUUCUAUAGUCGGACUAUUGAUGAUGCUGCUAUCACGAGUCAGGCUAGCAUCAUCGACGACGAUUUCUCCUCGCUAUAUACCACCACCCCCACCACCAUCAGCACGUCUAGCACAUCAACAGAGGCGACAACGACCACUAGCAACAAAUACAAGCCAUCCGAGUCCGCAAGUACAUGUGGCCACGGCCAGACUAUGUGUCAUCUUUUCGUCAGCAACCUACAUGGGUUCUGUGAUGUGGCCAAGAGUUAUAUCAGAGGCGAUGAUAUCUACGGAACCACAAGCGGCAAAAAGACCGGAGAAUGCUAUACUGAUGGCAAGCACGCCUCGGGUGGGUGCGGAGUCUUCAUCAAGGGCGACGGCUGCGAAGUCAAGGGCACUACCAUGCAAGCUGCCUACGAUCACAUUUUCGAUGACUGCAAUCAGGCUUGUGGCCAUAUGGUCUUUGAUAACGGUUGCGAAAUGAAGGUUGACUAUGUCACCGGCUGGAAACGGAAGUACGUUGACACAACACUCAGUCUCACUACUCCAAGCUCGAUUCGUUAUCAUGCUUCCAUCGCGAAAUCAUGUAGUGAGGGAUUGCAAUUUGACGUGACUGGCCAGAUGGGAAUUAACUUCAGCGUUGAGAAUGGUCUGCCUGGGUGGAAGAGUGGUUCUUACAACUGGAAAACAGCCUCCCCAAAGACAAUCUGGUCCGGUUGCGUGCCUUUCAGCAUGCUGGCACAGCGCUCCCUAGAAGGAAAGAUGGCUCCCGAUUCUCUGCUGCCUCGUUCGACCACUGGCUCAACCAUCAAGAUACCGGAGGCCUCACUUUCUACGUGUGCAAUCUCCACCAAAGGAAUCUAUUGUGCCGACCCGGGCGAUAAGGAACAUAACUGUGACUUGAACACCCUGUACGAAGACUUUGACUUUGUGGGGGAGGAAGACAGUUCCCUGAUGCGACGGGGGAAUAUCGAAAAACGAGCAGAGAAGAGACUAUCCUACUGCACUGAAAAGGGGAAAAGGGGACAAACCACGACGUUUUCAGGGUUCGGAAAGGGAAAUCUUAUUAAAUUCAGCAACUUCCCCUCUUCGGGCGAGCUGGUGAAGAAAUACCCAGACGUGGCCACAUACGAUGCGGAAGACUCCAAAGACUGUAUGAAUCUGCGCCUCAUGAAGCUUUCACAAACCCCUACAAAUCCCACAGACAAAACAGGGCGAUCGUACCAUAGUGAACAUGUUCUGGAGGCCCAAACUGUGCAGAGGUUCUUUAACCACCUUGGGCAGCAAUGGUCCAACAAAAGACGGGGCGACCCCAAUCCAAAUGCUCGCGUGUACCCCGAUCCCCAAACGGGUAUUGACGGCGAUGUGACUUGGUGCGCGUAUAUGAAACUCUGGUGGGAGGCGCGCUGGAACGCCAAUGAUAAGUUGGGGAGCCAGUUUCCCGGUAAAUAUGAACAUACUGAGGAGUUCGUUCUCUACGAGAGUGUACUGAACCAGAAUGUCAAGCAAGGAUGGUUUUCUGGAGACAAUUUUUAUCAUUCGGACGUUAUUGGCAACCAUGCAAAACAAGGAGAUUGGGAUGAAUUUUCCAAAGAUCUCAAAGUCCACAUUCUUGCUUGGCAGUACUACUAUGUCCAGGAGAUCAAGGACAUACUGGUUAAACAAGCCCAUAGAAUCGAGGCGAAACUGCGCAGUUUGGAAGACGACGAGAUACAGGUCAAUGUCGGUGGUUUGUAUAACAGAGUGUACAUUCCACAAGGGUUUGCAGAGCUUUGGAAAGACUGGGUAGAGUCCGAACAUCAACGUGCUCAGGUAGAAGUGAGGAAGUUCCUGAAGAAAUGGGCCCAGAAGGGCCGCGACCUCAAUCGACCGCAACCGAAAGAUCAGGAGAAACUGGCGCCUGAGGAGGCAGUGCAGUCAGAUCCGGUACUUAUCAAACGGUUUGAGUACUACUUGAAGUUUGUCAACGACUUGCAUCCAUGGAAUAUUGACUGGAACUGGGGUGACGGCUCUGACGGCGACCCAAUGGAUACCGACUCUGAUGGUGACCCAAUGGAUACUAGCUAG
This is a messenger RNA of Penicillium hordei, 4335 nucleotides long. RefSeq lists its product as uncharacterized. Gene Ontology annotation, biological process: carbohydrate metabolic process. The transcript is spliced from 9 exons. Gene Ontology annotation, molecular function: hydrolase activity, hydrolyzing O-glycosyl compounds; chitin binding. The record is from RefSeq and is a predicted model, not a curated record. Lineage: Eukaryota; Fungi; Ascomycota; Eurotiomycetes; Eurotiales; Aspergillaceae. Bases 1 to 4335 code for a protein of 1444 amino acids.